This is a messenger RNA of Parastagonospora nodorum SN15, 300 nucleotides long. RefSeq lists its product as hypothetical. Bases 1 to 300 code for a protein of 99 amino acids. The transcript has 2 exons. The record is from RefSeq and is a predicted model, not a curated record. NCBI's taxonomy places the organism in Eukaryota, Fungi, Ascomycota, Dothideomycetes, Pleosporales, Phaeosphaeriaceae.
AUGGCAGCACAUCCAGUAUCGCAUAUCUGCUUUGCUCUCAUCAUUACCUUCAUGAUGAUGGGAAUGGUGCACUGCGGCUCUCCUCACCUGCCCGAUGAGCAGCUGCCAACCGAAGAUACGGAGGUUGCGAAACCGCGAGCUCCCUCACCACAAGAGAUUGCUGCAUCGAUGAACACGCAUUGGGACACGUGGGAAGAGGCUGAGGAACAUUGCAAAAAUAUAUGCGAAGCAUCGUGGAUUGCGUGUCGACUGAGGCAAUGCGAAGAUGUGCCAGGAGUGCGAAGACCAGAUGAACUAUGA